AUGCCUAGAAUAGCAUACGACGACAGAGACCCUGCGAUCACCUUCUCGAAUGGGCGGUGGAUUCGAGUUAGUGGACCUGGUGGGUAUCAGUACGCGGGUACGCGGACGGGCACGCUCUCCGAUCGGGCGACGAUGUCGUUCAACUUUGAAGGCACGAAAGUAACAGUCGUAGGCCUGAUCAACUUCAUCCGCAACGACACCUCCUGGGUGGGCCGCACGCCCGUUGCGGACUUUAUCAUCGACGAUGGGCCGCCUACGCGGUUCCAGCCUCCUCCUACGUCCUUCGAUUUACAUCAACAUACGUUCUUUGAGAGCCAGGCUUUGGAGGAUGGCCCCCAUCAUUUGAGGAUUGUGAAUAUUGGUGUUAAUUCGGAUUUGUGGAUUGAUGUUGUUUAUGUUGAGAGGCCUGAGCGUGGGGGUGGGGAGGGUGGACAGGGGGGAGAGGGAAGUGGUGGUGGUGAGGGAGGAGGAGAGGGAGAAGAGGAGGGUCCGAGCUCGAAUCCACACCCUAUUCCUGCCCCGCAAGAGCCUGAGCCCCCUCGGACACAGGGCACUGAGACUGUAACCGUUAACCACCCAGACUCGAGGCCAAGCUCAACGGCACCUCAAGUCGCCUCCUCGGUUGACUCAGACUCGCUAGUUUCUAGUUCAAUUGUGGCUGGGACCUCCAGCAACCAGACGAUCUUCGAAACACAGGUCAAGACGAUACUUCGCUCGCAGGUGGUUGAGACAGGAGCUACGGAGACGGGGAUACCAGAAGCCGGGGACGGAAGUUCAAAUCCGGGUGGUACUGGGAGCACCCCGCGAGUAAGCGCCGGAGCCGUCGUGGGCGGUGUAUUGGGUGGCUUGGCGUUCCUCCUUCUUCUCGCUUUCGUAACUGUGUUACUGCGAAGAAGGAGAGUGCGGAAGGGGUACAUUUUUAACGGGAGGGGACGGCUGGAGGACGAUUCAGAGGUGUCGCCGCCGGAGUAUAACUCUAUUACUUCGCCUUUUGUGGAGGUUUUGUCCCCGCAUAGAGGACCUAUUUUUGUAUCGAAAUCGCCGCCGCGGUAG
Molecule: messenger RNA, 1053 nt
Organism: Coprinopsis cinerea okayama7#130
Lineage: Eukaryota; Fungi; Basidiomycota; Agaricomycetes; Agaricales; Psathyrellaceae
Exons: 3
Coding region: 1-1053 (350 amino acids)
Source: RefSeq, a predicted model, not a curated record